This is a messenger RNA of Neltuma alba, 4166 nucleotides long. RefSeq names its product putative phospholipid-transporting ATPase 9. Gene Ontology annotation, cellular component: plasma membrane. The transcript is spliced from 11 exons. The coding region runs from base 333 to 3920 and encodes 1195 amino acids. Gene Ontology annotation, biological process: phospholipid translocation. Gene Ontology annotation, molecular function: magnesium ion binding; ATP binding; ATP hydrolysis activity. Lineage: Eukaryota; Viridiplantae; Streptophyta; Magnoliopsida; Fabales; Fabaceae. The record is from RefSeq and is a predicted model, not a curated record.
GAUGAGCAAUUGAGCAGUGCAGAGUCAGUGCCCUCUAUCUUUGUUUCUCUCUCGACCUUCCCUACCUUUCAACUCUCAGAGUCAAAACAGACAUAUUCCCACUUCAAUCUUGUGACUUCAGUUCAAAACUUCCCUUUUCUUGGUAUAUCAUUCUGGGGGUAGAGCUGCGUUUUGGAUUUUAAAAAAGGAGAUGCUCUGAUUCCUUAUUGGCUCCUCUUGUUCAAAGUGCUCUGUUUCUAUCCAGUUUUGAGGAUUGUUGAGUGUUUAGAGGCUACUUAAAACGAGUUGAAGCAGAUAAAGUUCGAGGCCUUUGGGGCUUUAAUAGUCGAAAAAUGGCUGGUCGUAGAAGAAAGAGGCCUAACUUUAGCAGAAUCCAUGCCUUUUCAUGUGGGAAAGCGUCGUUCAUUGGGGAGCAUUCACUGAUUGGAGGGCCUGGGUUUUCAAGAAUAGUAUAUUGCAACGAUCCAGAACGAGCUGAGGCUAGUCUUAUCAAUUAUGGUGAUAACUACGUCAGAACAACCAAGUACACUUUGGUUUCGUUUCUUCCCAAGUCAUUGUUUGAGCAAUUUAGAAGAGUUGCCAAUUUCUUUUUCCUCUUAUCUGCAAUCCUGGCUUUCUUCCCUGUCACUCCUUGGGAGUCACCUUUCAGCUCCAUUUUUCCUCUUACGUUUGUGGUUGCUCUUACAAUGGGGAAAGAGAUUAUUGAGGAUUGGAGGAGGAGGAAGCAGGAUAUUGAGAUGAAUAACAGAAAGGUUAAAGUACAUCGUGGAGGAGGUUUUGAUUCUGCAAAAUGGAGGGAUCUAAAAGUUGGGGACGUAGUAAAGGUUGAGAAAGAUGAAUUCUUUCCCGCUGAUCUCAUCUUACUUUCAUCAAGCUACGAUGAUGCAAUUUGCUAUGUGGAGACCACGAAUCUUGAUGGAGAAACAAACCUUAAACUGAAACAAGCAUCGGAAGAAACUUCAAAAUUGCAAGAAGACUCAAGCUUUCAAAAUUUCAAGGCCACUAUCGCAUGUGAAGAUCCAAAUGCAAAUUUGUACUCGUUUAUAGGAUCUAUGGAGCUGGAGGGUCAACAGUACCCUCUCACACCUCAGCAACUUUUGCUUAGGGACUCUAAGCUGAGGAACACGGAUUUUAUUUAUGGUGUGGUAAUCUUUACCGGUCACGAUACAAAGGUUGUGCAGAACUCAACAGAGCCUCCUUCAAAGAGAAGCAACAUUGAAAGACGGAUGGACAAUAUUGUCUACCUCUUAUUCGGUUUAUUGUUCAUGAUUUCUUUUGUUGGGUCUGUUUUCUUUGGGAUUUAUACAAGUGAAGACAUUGAAAACGGUAAAAUGACAAGAUGGUACCUUAGACCAGAUGAUACUUCGAUUUUUUAUGAUCCUAAUAGAGCAGCAGUUGCAGCAAUGUUGCAUUUCUUAACUUUCCUUAUGUUGUAUGGUUACUUCAUUCCCAUUUCCCUGUAUGUGUCAAUAGAAAUUGUGAAAAUUCUUCAGAGCUUUUUCAUCAACCAGGACUUGCACAUGUAUUAUGAGGAAACUGACAAGCCAGCACGUGCUCGUACCUCAAAUUUGAACGAAGAACUUGGCCAAGUUCAUACCAUACUUUCUGACAAAACAGGAACUUUGACUUGUAACUCCAUGGAAUUUAUCAAAUGUUCCAUUGCUGGGGUUGCUUAUGGACAAGGUGUUACAGAAGUCGAGAGAGCUCUAGCAAGAAGGAAAGGGUCACCGCGAGAACAAGUGUCAGUAGAAAAAGAUGACAAUGUUGCACAGAUUGCUGUAGCAAAGCCACCUGUUAAAGGGUUUAACUUUCUAGAUGAAAGGAUCAUGAAUGGGAAUUGGGUUAACGAGCCUCAUGCGAAAGUAAUCCAAAACUUCUUAAGAUUGCUGGCUGUAUGCCAUACUGCAAUACCUGAAGUUGAUGAAGAAACUGGUAAAGUUUCAUAUGAAGCUGAAUCACCGGAUGAGGCAGCAUUUGUGAUUGCUGCUAGAGAACUUGGGUUUGAGUUCUAUGAAAGGACACAGACGACCAUUUUACUGCAUGAGUUUGAUCCUCUAUCUGGCAGGAAGGUUGAAAGAUCCUACAAACUUCUAAACGUAAUAGAGUUUAGCAGUGCAAGAAAGCGGAUGUCUGUAAUUGUAAGAGAUGAGGACGGGAAUCUGCUGUUACUUUCCAAAGGAGCUGACAGUGUCAUGUUUGAAAGACUUUCAAAGAAUGGAAGAGAGUUUGAAGAGAAAACUCGGGAGCACAUUAAUGAGUAUGCUGAUGCUGGUCUGAGGACAUUGAUACUUGCGUAUCGUGAACUUGAUGAGGAAGAGUACAACCGAUUUAACAGAGAAUUCACGGAGGCCAAGAGCAUAGUGAGUGCAGAUCGAGAGCAGAUUGUAGAAGAAAUAGCAGAACAGAUUGAGAAGGAUUUAAUUCUUCUUGGGGCUACUGCCGUUGAAGACAAACUUCAAAAUGGGGUUCCAGAAUGCAUCGACAAGCUUGCACAGGCUGGAAUUAAGCUCUGGGUUUUGACUGGUGAUAAAAUGGAGACAGCAAUCAAUAUUGGAUUUGCUUGUAGCUUACUAAGGCAAGGAAUGAAACAAAUUAUAAUUAGUUCCGAAACUCCAGAAAUCAAAUCACUGGAGAAAUUGGAGGACAAGUCUGCUGCUGCUGAGGCAAUCAAGGCAAGUGUUCUUCAUCAGAUACAGGAGGGGAAGGCGUCAUUAUCUACAUCAGAUGAAAAUCCCGAGGCAUUUGCUCUGAUCAUUGAUGGGAAGUCUCUCACUUAUGCAUUGGAAGAUGAUGUGAAGGACUCGUUUCUUGAACUUGCCAUUGGCUGUGCAUCUGUCAUAUGCUGUCGUUCAUCUCCCAAACAGAAAGCACUUGUUACGAGGCUAGUUAAGACUAAAACUGCUAGGACAACUCUAGCAAUUGGUGAUGGAGCAAAUGAUGUUGGGAUGCUCCAAGAAGCUGACAUUGGAAUUGGUAUCAGUGGUGCUGAGGGAAUGCAGGCUGUUAUGUCAAGUGACAUUGCCAUUGCCCAAUUUCGGUUCUUAGAGCGCUUACUUCUUGUGCAUGGACAUUGGUGUUACAGAAGGAUCUCAUCCAUGGUCUGUUACUUCUUCUACAAGAACAUUACUUUUGGCUUCACCCUCUUCUUCUUUGAGAUAUAUGCAUCAUUCUCCGGACAACCAGUAUAUAAUGAUUGGUAUUUAUCACUGUAUAACGUACUCUUCACGUCACUUCCGGUGAUCGCCUUAGGUGUGCUUGACCAAGAUGUCUCUGCAGAAUUCUGUCUCAAGUUUCCAUUGUUAUACCAAGAAGGCGUGCAAAAUAGCCUGUUCAGAUGGACCAGGAUACUCAGUUGGCAAUUCAACGGUUUGCUAAGUGCCACUCUGAUAUUCUUCCUCUGCAUCAGUGCACUGGAAAGUCAAGCCUUCCGAAAAAGCGGCGAAGUUGUCGGGCUAGAAAUCCUUGGAGCCGCCAUUUACACUUGUGUAGUGUGGGUGGUGAAUUGCCAAAUGGCAGUAUCAAUCAAUUACUUCACUUUCAUACACCAUAUUUUCAUCUGGGGUAGCAUUCUUUUCUGGUAUUUAUUCCUUCUUGCCUAUGGAGCCAUGGAUCCUACCAUAUCUACCACUGCUUAUAAGGUCUUCAUUGAAGCUUGUGCGCCUGCCCCUUCCUACUGGCUCGUCACUUUGCUUGUUGUUGUUGCAUGCCUCAUUCCAUAUUUCGCCUGUGCUUCGAUAAAGAUGAGGUUUUUCCCUUCAUACCAUCAAAUGAUACAUUGGAUCAAUAAGGAUGGCCGAGUAAAUGAUCCAGAAUAUUGUAGUGUGGUACGGUCUAGAUCUAUACGCCACACGACCGUGGGCUUCACAGCUCGGUUUGAGGCAUCUAAACGGUUUGAAGAUAACUCUGAGAGCAUCCCUUAAUGGGCAUUUUUAUUAACUUUGCUUUGUAUACCCCCCCCCCCCCCCAACAUUGAGCCAAUUGUAUAUAUUUAAGGUAGAGAUGGGUCUUCCAGUUCUCUGCUAGGAAGACAGCGAAAUGAAGCAAUGUAGGAUCUGGAGGUUUUUUGUUCUUCCGAAGAUCUUGAUUUCUUAAAGCUACACUUGGCGUGGAAUAAGUUUGACUACUUGGAGAUUAGAUGCAAGGCAAUGGUCAGUAGUGUAUGAAUA